Molecule: messenger RNA, 6165 nt
Organism: Peromyscus californicus insignis
Lineage: Eukaryota; Metazoa; Chordata; Mammalia; Rodentia; Cricetidae
Gene: Egfr
Product: epidermal growth factor receptor
Exons: 28
Coding region: 422-4048 (1208 amino acids)
Biological process (GO): positive regulation of kinase activity; multicellular organism development; protein phosphorylation
Cellular component (GO): basal plasma membrane; signaling receptor complex
Molecular function (GO): epidermal growth factor receptor activity; ATP binding; epidermal growth factor binding
Source: RefSeq, a predicted model, not a curated record
GCCAAGGCCAUCCACCACCACCUUCCGGUCACUGCCUGCUUUCGAUCCUCACGGCGAGUGCUUCCUCUCUCCUGCCAUUCUCCUCCUCCUCGCUCCUCCUUAUCCCUCCUCCUCUUUCUAGUCCCUCCUCCUCCCGCCCAGCCUCCCCACGUCCCGACCCGCGCGAGCUAGACGUCUGGGCAGCCCCAGCGCAGCGCGCAGCAGCCUUCCUUUGCUUCCUGCACAGUGCGCUCGCCCCGGGCCAGGGCGUCUGGAACGUGUCCCAGAGGACACGGCCUCCCAGACCGCCGAAGCCGGGUCACCUGGACGCGCGCCUGAGUCCGGGUCGCGUCGUUGCGUACGCAGUCACCGCGCAGACCGUGGAACUCCGUCUGUCUCGGAUUAAUCCCGGAGAGCCGAAACCAGCCUCUCCUGGGCAGAGAUGGGACCCUCGGGGACCACGGGAACCGCGCUGCUAUUGCUACUGGCCUCGCUCUGCGCCGCAGGUGGGGCCCUGGAGGAAAAGAAAGUUUGCCAAGGCACAAGUAACAGGCUCACUCAACUGGGCACUUUUGAAGACCAUUUCCUGAGCCUGCAGAGGAUGUUCAACAACUGUGAAGUGGUCCUUGGGAACCUGGAAAUUACCUACGUGCAAAGGAAUUAUGACCUUUCCUUCUUAAAGACCAUCCAGGAGGUGGCUGGCUAUGUGCUCAUUGCCCUCAACACUGUGGAGAAGAUCCCUCUGGAGAACCUGCAGAUCAUCAGGGGAAACACUCUCUAUGAAAACACCUAUGCCUUAGCUGUCCUGUCCAACUAUGGGACAAACAAAACUGGCCUUAGAGAACUGCCCAUGCGGAACUUACAGGAAAUCCUGACUGGUGCUGUGCGAUUCAGCAACAACCCCAUCCUCUGCUACGUGGAGACUAUCCAGUGGAAAGAUAUCGUCCACAAUGACUUUCUGAGUAACAUGUCAAUGGACUUACAGAACCAUCCAAGAAGCUGCCAAAAAUGUGAUCCGAGCUGUCCCAACGGAAGUUGCUGGGGAGGAGGAGAAGAGAACUGCCAGAAAUUGACCAAAAUCAUCUGUGCCCAGCAAUGUUCCCGGCGUUGCCGUGGCAGGUCCCCCAGUGACUGCUGCCACAACCAGUGUGCCGCUGGGUGUACAGGGCCCCGAGAGAGCGACUGUCUGGUCUGCCACAGGUUCCGAGACGAAGCCACAUGCAAAGACACCUGCCCACCGCUGAUGCUCUACAACCCCACCACAUAUCAGAUGGAUGUCAACCCUGAGGGGAAGUACAGCUUUGGUGCCACCUGUGUGAAGAAAUGCCCCCGAAACUAUGUGGUGACAGAUCAUGGCUCGUGUGUCCGGGCCUGUGGUCCUGACUACUACGAAGUGGAAGAAGAUGGCGCCCGCAAGUGUAAAAAGUGUGACGGGCCCUGUCGCAAAGUUUGUAACGGCAUAGGCAUUGGGGAAUUUAAAGACACGCUCUCCAUAAAUGCUACAAACAUCAAACACUUCAAAUACUGCACUUCCAUCAGUGGGGACCUUCACAUCCUGCCAGUGGCCUUUAAGGGGGAUUCCUACACACGUACUCCUCCUCUAGACCCACGAGAACUAGAUAUUCUAAGAACAGUAAAGGAAAUAACAGGGUUUUUGCUGAUUCAGGCUUGGCCUGAAAACUGGACGGACCUCCAUGCUUUUGAGAACCUAGAAAUAAUACGUGGCAGAACAAAGCAACAUGGUCAAUUUUCUCUUGCGGUUGUUGGUCUGAACAUAACAUCACUAGGAUUGCGCUCCCUCAAGGAAAUAAGUGAUGGGGAUGUGAUUAUUUCUGGAAACCAAAAUUUGUGCUAUGCAAAUACAAUAAACUGGAAAAAACUCUUUGGGACUUCCAACCAGAAAACCAAAAUCAUGAACAACAGAGCCGAGACUGACUGCAAGGACACAGGCCACGUCUGUAAUCCUUUAUGCUCCUCGGAAGGCUGCUGGGGCCCUUCACCCAGGGACUGUGUCUCCUGCCAGAACGUCAGCAGGGGCAGAGAGUGCGUGGAGAAGUGCAACAUCCUGGAGGGGGAGCCAAGGGAGUUUGUGGAGAAAUCCGAGUGCAUCCAGUGCCAUCCAGAAUGUCUGCCCCAGGACAUGAACAUCACCUGUACAGGCCGGGGGCCAGACAACUGCAUUAAGUGUGCCCACUACAUUGAUGGCCCGCACUGUGUCAAGACCUGCCCAGCUGGGAUCCUGGGGGAGAACAACACCCUGGUCUGGAAGUAUGCAGAUGCUGGUAACGUCUGCCACCUCUGCCAUCCAAACUGUACCUAUGGAUGUGCUGGGCCAGGUCUUCAAGGAUGUUCAUCAAGGCCCAGGAUCCCAUCCAUUGCCACGGGGAUUGUGGGUGGCCUCCUCUUCAUAGUGGUGGUGGCCCUUGGGAUUGGCCUGUUCAUGCGAAGGCGCCACAUUGUCCGAAAACGCACACUCCGCCGCCUGCUCCAGGAAAGAGAGCUUGUGGAACCUCUUACACCCAGUGGAGAAGCUCCCAACCAAGCCCUCCUGAGGAUCUUGAAGGAAACGGAAUUCAAAAAGAUCAAAGUUCUGGGUUCUGGAGCAUUUGGCACAGUAUAUAAGGGUCUCUGGAUUCCAGAAGGUGAGAAAGUCAAAAUUCCUGUGGCCAUCAAGGAGUUAAGAGAAGCCACAUCUCCAAAAGCCAACAAGGAAAUCCUUGACGAAGCCUAUGUGAUGGCCAGUGUGGACAACCCCCAUGUCUGCCGCCUCCUGGGCAUCUGCCUGACCUCCACCGUCCAGCUCAUCACACAGCUGAUGCCCUAUGGCUGCCUCCUGGACUAUGUCCGAGAGCACAAGGACAACAUCGGCUCCCAGUACCUACUCAACUGGUGUGUGCAGAUCGCAAAGGGCAUGAACUACCUGGAAGAUCGGCGCUUGGUGCACCGUGACUUGGCAGCUAGGAAUGUGCUGGUGAAGACACCACAGCAUGUCAAGAUCACAGAUUUUGGGCUGGCCAAACUGCUUGGUGCUGAAGAGAAAGAAUACCAUGCAGAGGGAGGCAAAGUACCUAUCAAAUGGAUGGCUUUGGAAUCAAUUUUACACCGAAUUUAUACACACCAAAGUGAUGUCUGGAGCUAUGGAGUCACUGUGUGGGAACUGAUGACCUUUGGGUCCAAGCCUUAUGAUGGAAUCCCUGCAAGUGAGAUCUCGUCCAUCCUAGAGAAAGGAGAGCGCCUUCCACAGCCACCUAUCUGCACCAUCGAUGUCUACAUGAUCAUGGUCAAGUGCUGGAUGAUAGAUGCCGAUAGCCGCCCAAAGUUCCGGGAGUUGAUUGUUGAAUUCUCCAAAAUGGCCCGAGACCCCCAGCGCUACCUUGUUAUCCAGGGGGAUGAAAGAAUGCAUUUGCCGAGCCCUACAGACUCCAAUUUUUACCGAGCCCUGAUGGAUGAAGAGGACAUGGAAGACGUGGUUGAUGCUGACGAGUACCUGAUCCCACAGCAAGGCUUCUUCAGCAGCCCGUCCACAUCUCGGACUCCCCUCUUGAGUUCUCUGAGUGCAAACAGCAACAGUUCCACUGUGGCUUGCAUUAACAGAAAUGGGCAGAGCUGUCGUCUCAAGGAAGACAGCUUCUUGCAGCGGUACAGCUCCGACCCGACUGGUGCCUUAAAUGAGGACAGCAUAGACGACACAUUCCUCCCUGUGCCUGAAUAUAUAAACCAAUCUGUCCCCAAAAGGCCAGCAGGCUCUGUGCAGAACCCUGUCUAUCACAAUCAGCCCCUGCAUCCAGCUGCUGGCAGAGACCUGCAUUAUCAAAAUCCCCAUAGCAAUGCAGUGGGCAACCCUGAGUAUCUCAACACUGCCCAGCCUCCCUGUGUCAGUGGUGGCUUUGCCAGCACUGCCCUCUGGGUUCCAAAAGGCAGCCACCAAAUGAGCCUGGACAACCCCGAUUACCAACAGGACUUCUUUCCCCAGGAAGCCAAGCCUAACGGCAUCUUUAAGGGUCCCACAGCUGAAAAUGCAGAAUACCUACAGGCAGCACCACCGAGCAGCGAGUUUAUUGGAGCCUGACGCGGAGGGAUGUCAUACCAGCUAUAAAAUUUCCAGACUUUGCAGCAGCCCAGGACCAAGCCGCAGCAGCACCUCCACUCCCGACAGCCAUGCCCAUCUUGUGCCAAACGUCAGGCCCUCAGACUGGUUUAAAACUGUAACUUUGAUGGGCUUUGCCUUUGACCCAAGACGUGAGUGCCUCCUCUGACAUACUUUGGGAAGUUGAAGAUACAUUUUUUGAUCUUCAAACUGGGAAGAGUCUACAAAAAAAAAAAAGGCAUCCAUCAAGAAUGUUGUCCAUGGGAACAGAAGUUUACUUCAUGGUGAGGUGCAUGGGGGGAAAAACACACAUAAGGAGAUUUGCUGCAUAGGGACCGGCAUUGGGUUUUCACUUUCUUUACCGAUUUGAUUCGUGGGCUCUUCCAAGAAGGAAGAAGCUUGUUUGUGGUAUGUAUUACACAGAGUUGCCUGGGGCCAACUGUGACCGGACAGUUGGUUCCACCAGCUCUGCUUCAAGACACUUCUGUGGCAAGACAACUAGAUACACUAAAAGCCCUGCAUGCCCUGAGCAGGCCACAUGUGUACAGCGUGAAACCAUGGCUGGUACGAUAGGAUAAGCCACUCUGUUACUCACCGAGCGGGGCUGGGAGAAGAAGGAUGAAGGGGUAGAGUUUUCCCUCCGACUUACUUUUGUACAAAUAUGUCCCUGGUACUCAACCCACACUCUUUACUUACCAGUGUUUUCUGACUCUUAGAAUUCCUUGUAUGUUUUCCGUUUCAUUGUUUUGAAUUGUAAUAUGCUUUCCCAUCUUGAUGUCAUAAAGUCAGCAAAAAAAAAAAAAACAGUAUUAUCAAAGAACAACCAUGAUGCCACAUUUGAACCAUCAGUGUUCUACCCAAAAGCCUUUAAUCAAGAUGGGGUGACAAUGCAAAAGUUCAGAGGAAUAUAACCCAAAAUUUUAGUCUCGGCGUCGUGUCUGUUGAGACAUGGAUCAGGAGACCACAAAAGUGAUGCAGCUCUUCAAAUCCACUUUGCCUUCACCCCCUCUAGACCUCAAAAUUAGUAUAAAACACCCAUGGAGAAUAAUCUUUUGUUCAUUUUUAUAAGCGUUUACUGGAGAUAUAUUUUCCUCCCUGGUAAGUAAGCUGCCACCAAAAUUUUCUUUCCCUUUGAGAGAAAAUGAUCUAGGCUACUGUGUAAUAAGUGACAGUCCAUGAUAAGCACCAUAUGCAAGUUCCAAGAGAAAGAAUGUUGAGAAUCAAGUGGAACUCAGGUGAUAAGCGUGCAACCUGAGUUGGGAAGUAACAACAAUGCUUCCAUGGAUGCUUUUCGGAAGAAAUCAUCCCCAAGUAACCCCACUGUCAUCGGUGCCUCCGGCUACUCAAGGUCUCAGUGCUUGUUCUUAUUUUGCUCAUCCUUGCAGCCCGAUGAGUUAAGAGCUGUCUUUGGUAAAACAAUAUUUUAAUGCUCCUGGUAUCCAUCUCUUCCCAUUUAUCAAGAGGUGGGUAGAAGUGGACUUACAAACACUAACCAUAAGGCAAAAAAAGUGAAUGCCAAGUACGUUAUAUCAGCCAGGCACCAAGAGCACAGAGCAGGGACGAUCUAGAAAGUUCACAAAGGAAAUAAUAUUGCCCAUUGUCCUCUGAGAUUAAAAAGGUCUUAAACACCAGGGAAUGGAAAGUGUGUUUCCUUAGAGAAUUCAACCGAGAGAGCAAUGACAGAGAACUCUACUAGUAAGUCAGGUGCAAGGCCAAGUCAGUCAUCCUGCUGCUCCGUCAAGCCUGGUAAUGAGGCUUGCAGCAUCCUCUGAGUUUCCUAACUGUUGUCCACUUCUGGCAAUGUCAGGCUGUCAUCUACAAAAAUAAGUAGUUAGAAAAUUAAGCAACAUUUCUAGAGAUUGAAAUUCCAAGCCAUUGUCAGGAAACGUCACAUUGAUCGUUUAUCCACCGAGAAUGCAGAGGAAACAUUUAGGCAGGUGUUUGUUCAAAAUUGGAAUUCAAAAUGACCCUGUCACUUGUCGGGGCAGGUGAUUGGUGAGGGAAAGCAGUAGAAAGCCAGUCAAACUGUAGCAAUGAAAUCUUAGUAUUUUUGUACUUUGAAACACUUUUCUUAUAACAAAAUAAAGUAGCAAAAACUA